UAAAGUAAAAUAUAUAUAUAUAUAUUUUGGUCCAAAUCCUUGUGAUGAUUGCUGACAUCACAAAGGUUGAACACAGGUGGAAUUCAGCUUUUUAUCAGUUUUAUCCUCUCAGAAUUCUAUAAAGUUUUUAAUAUUAAGAGAAGUGAAAUUAUCUAUUUUAUAUGGGGCCCUAUUUUAUUGAUCUGUCUGCAAGUUAUCAACCGCACAUCGCACAGCUUAUUUAGGGCGUGUCAGUGUGUCUUUGGUAUCGUGGCGACUCAAAAAAAUAUGGUUUGCAUGACUCCAAAUGCACAAAUGUUCUCUUAAUUAUUUAUAGGUUUGUUUUGAGCAUAACGUGAAAAAGAGCCCCGCGCUCGGCGAGAGAGCCCCAUGCCCGGCGAGUGAGCCCCCCACCCGGCGAAGCUAUGCCCCGCGCUCGGCGAGUGAGCCCCGCGUGAAAGACAGCUCGUCCCUAGUGAGCACCUCUAGUGGUGGUGAUAAAUUACCUGACUGAAUAAGCUAGCCAGUUAGCUUACCUGUUCAGGAGAAAAGUAGCAGUUCUGGGUCAGUCUUGUAGUUUAUUUGAGCUCUAAGUCUCCACCGUGUAAACUCACAGCCAAUAUUCACUCUAGUUAAAUUCCUUCUUUGGUCACUGAGCAUUUUGAGACAUGCUUUUAGGUAUUCUGAAUAUAAAGUUUUCUUGUUGUUUUUUUUUGUUUGUUUGUUUUUUCAAAAUUUUCCCAUUUUCUCCCCAAUUUUGCACAGCCAAUUGCCCAAUCCACUCAUUAGGAUACCCCAACAGGGUAUCUAACACGUGAAGACUAACACAUGCUUCCUCCAAUACAUGUGAAGUUAGCCACACUUCUUUUCGAGCUGCUGGGGAAUACAGAAUAUUGAAAUACCAGACACUGUGGUGCACUGUGGAAACUAACAAAAAAGAUACCUGUUGUCACACUUUUUAACACUACAUCAUUAGUAUCAUUAUUGGAUGGUAAAGAGGCAGUGAAACGAGUGUUUGAAGGGGGGGGGGGACUGUGUUCUGGUUUACAGCUGCUUUAACUGCUUUUGAGGGCAGGGUGUCUGCUGAGCUCAGUCUGAGAAGAUAUUUGACCUGUUACGAGUUUAAUGGUGAUGGUGAUGUUCAGCUGCGACUUCAGGAUGUAUGUUUGGCCUCUGCUGCUGUGGUUAGUUAAUGCUGUGUUGACAGACUCAAAUCCCUCCAUCGUGACUCAGUGGCCAGAUGUGGUGGUGGUAACAACUGGACAGACCGUUACUCUAAACUGCAGCGUGGUUGAGUUAUAUUCACCGUGCUGCAGUGUGACCUGGUUGAGAACCUACUCUGAUAACAUGACCCUGAGUAAAACCGACCCGUCUAAAGUCACUAUAAAGUCUUCUUCAUACGGAUGGACUGAGGUGUGCUCUGCAGUCAUCUCCAGUCAGACAGUGCAGGAUUCCGGCAUGUACUACUGUGUGGUGGUGCAAGGCAAGUUUGCCCACAUUGGCAACGGUUCCAGGGUUAUUGUGAAGGAUCCCCUUGUGUCUCCAGAAGUGGAGGUCACCUCUUCCGUGAGUUCCAGUGCCUCCAUCGUGUCUCUGCAGUGUCUUGUCACUGGCGUUUUGCCAGCUCAGGUCAGGAUGUAUUGGCUCCUCGAUGAAAGGCAGGUGAUGGGACACACUCACUCUACACUGACAUACACGUACAGUAAUGCCCCCGAGUUUACCAUCAACCAGCUGAUUAUUUCUGCUGAAGAGUGGCAGAGGCAUCGGCUGUGUGUGUGCGUGGUGGAGUACGGCAGAGACACCUUCAACAAGACGCUUCAGCCACAUGACACAUGCAGUGUGUGUGGUGUUCUAAAACACCUAUACAUGACUCUGUCUUUGGUCUCCUGUCUUCUGAUUUUGAUAAUAAUAGCUGCAAAGUUGGCUUUGAAAUUCAAAAAUCAACAGAGGAACUGAAAAGAAGAGAGGAUUAUAUGAAUGAAAUGAAAAACUAUAACUGAACCUUCAUAAAGAAUUACAGAAAGAUUUCAUGUAUAUCCUCUUUCAGUCUUAUGUUAAAGGUAACAAUAAAAAAGUUAAUUAAA
Astyanax mexicanus (Mexican tetra) is the source of this 2063-nucleotide messenger RNA. RefSeq lists its product as uncharacterized. Lineage: Eukaryota; Metazoa; Chordata; Actinopteri; Characiformes; Acestrorhamphidae. The transcript is spliced from 5 exons. Gene Ontology annotation, cellular component: plasma membrane. The record is from RefSeq and is a predicted model, not a curated record. Bases 1105 to 1935 code for a protein of 276 amino acids.